This is a messenger RNA of Symbiodinium necroappetens, 1269 nucleotides long. NCBI's taxonomy places the organism in Eukaryota, Dinophyceae, Suessiales, Symbiodiniaceae. The record is from the annotation of a GenBank genome assembly.
GUAUAUGCCUCCUCGAAGGAGGUUUGCGACAGUUGGGAGGACUUAGUAAUCCCUUCUUUUGAUGAGGAUUGGGAUGAAGACUCGGAUGUGGUGUUUGUUGACCAGGAUGGGGAACUGGAGCCGACUGUCGUGGCUAAAGUUCUCAGGUAUGAGGGCCAUGUGAGUCCAGCACGAAAUGAGUUCUGGUACUUCCGGGUUCAUAAUCUACUUGAGGACAAGGAAGAGACGUACUUCAUUCUUGAAGAGUUCGGUGCCAGGCCGGAUACCUUGAACUUUCCACCACGCCCGCCAAACUUGGUACCACCUCCGAGCCCGUUUGAUGGAUAUGAGCCACCACCUCGUUUGGCAACGAUGCAAGAGGAUGUUGACUGUGGCGAGUAUGUACUUUCAGAGUGCGAAGAACAUGCCAACUCCAGUAAACCUCAGGAUAAGGAAUCGGAGGCCUCAUGGUUAGGAGCUGAUCUUGAAAACCCAACUUCAGUCUCGGAAGAGGUGCUAUCAAAAGAAGCGUUGAAGGCCAAGGUUGAAGAAUUGAGUAAGCCUGUUCCGCAGGGCUCAGUGAUUUUGGCCAAAGCCCUCGUGUCACGCAAGGGAUCCGAAGUCUUGAUGGCACUUCAAGAGAUUGUUGUUCAGUUAGAGCAAUAUGGUUUGUUUGUGUCCAAGGUGCACACAGACAGAGCGCGAGAGUUCCUCUCGUACAAGCGGGUGCGUUCCUGGCUUGCUUCAAAAGGAAUAGCCAGGUCUUUCACUUCCGGCAUUGAACCAGCCGCAAACGGCUCCGGAGAAAGUGCGGUCAAGUGGGUGAAGCGCCGAGUGCGGCAGCUCCUCGUCCUCAUCAGUAGUAAGGCUCCUGCCAGCCAGUGGCCUGCGGCAAUGCAAUGGGCGGUCACCAAGCAAAUCCGCGAGAAACUCCCUGUAGGUGACCCCAACAUCCCACCAUUCCAUGCCAAGGUGGGAAGAAGGAUUGUACGCGUGUCCUUCGAGCACGGUGUCGAAGGAGCGCCAGAGAGCAUGAUCCUUGGAGGCUACGUGCAGGGUGGCUUCAAGGGUGCUACCAAGGAGACGUUGAGAAGACCGCACUUGACCAAGUUCUUGAAUGAGUUCUUAAGGGAUCAUCUUGAGCAGCAAGGGCUUCAUGGGCGAGGGCUAUGGAUAUCGGACAGCACUCUAGGAGAGCCUGUGGACAUGCUGCUUCCCACGGGACACGAGCAAGAAGGUUCAAAGGUUCCCAUUGAUGGACAGGCGGUUACACACCUCGAGGUGUACUAG